This is a messenger RNA of Morone saxatilis (striped sea-bass), 1744 nucleotides long. RefSeq names its product ankyrin repeat and MYND domain-containing protein 2-like. The transcript is spliced from 9 exons. The record is from RefSeq and is a predicted model, not a curated record. NCBI's taxonomy places the organism in Eukaryota, Metazoa, Chordata, Actinopteri, Moronidae. Gene Ontology annotation, molecular function: protein binding. The coding region runs from base 578 to 1744 and encodes 388 amino acids. Gene Ontology annotation, biological process: regulation of smoothened signaling pathway.
ACAACAAGUUAUUUUUUACAAAAGUGACCUACUGCAGCUUUAAGGUAAGACUCACAGUGUAAAUUUAAAGGCUAAACGACUUAGUACAUGUAGGGAUGUCAGCAGUGACAGUGCAGUUAUCAUACAGGCUCACUUACCUGUGGAUUGUAGUAGUUUGUGUAUCCGGCUUUAGUGCACUUCCCUGUCCAAACUGUGUUGUCCAAAUGGAGGAGCCUCAGUCUGCUGUGCAGCAGACAGGACGGACCUAACACCUCAGUGCGGGGAGUCUGGACUCUAUGAAACACAUUAGUCAGAGGGACCAUUCAGAACUGGACAUCCUAAUUUGGUAUUUGAAAAUCUCACUAGCUGAAUCAAGUGGCAUUUAGAAUAAUUACUACUCUUCAUGUAAGCAUUUUUACUCAGCUGACAACAGGGGUCUCCCCCUUUGUUUGCUAUAGUGGUAUGUUCCAGGGAUGGCUCAACUGUCAGUAGUGCUGGUUGUGUCCUCCUGUAGACUCUAACCAUCAGCUGGACAGAAUAGCAGUUUGUCCAGUUUACAAUCAUCCAGAGCAGAACAGACCAGAGCCGAUCAGAGAGGAUGGCUGCACCUCAAAAAGGAGACCUGUCAGCAUCUGAGAGGAAGAUCCUGCAAGUUAUUGCUGCUGGUGAUGUACAGGAGGCUGCCCAGCUGCUUGCUAGCAACGAAGUACGAGUCAACUGUUUGGAUGAGUAUGGCAUGACUCCACUGAUGCAUGCAGCCUAUAAGGGCAAGGCAGAUAUGUGUCGUCUGCUGCUUCAGCAUGGGGCCGAUGUCAACUGCAACCAGCAUGAAUACGGAUACACUGCUCUCAUGUUUGCUGGCCUGUCAGGAAAGACAGACAUCACUUCCAUGAUGCUGGACGCAGGAGCAGAGACAGAUCUGGUUAACUCUGUAGGUCGCACUGCUGCUCAGAUGGCAGCGUUUGUAGGUCAGCAUGACUGUGUAACAGUGAUCAAUAACUUCUUCUCACGGGCGAGGCUUGAGUACUACACCAGACCACAGGGGCUGGAGAGGGAGCCCAGGUUGCCACCCAGGCUAGCAGGACCCCUGCACAAGAUCAUCAUGACCACCAACCUUAACCCGGUCAAGAUAGUCAUGCUGGUGAAGGAGAACCCUGUGAUGGUGGAUGUGGCGGCCCUGGAGAAGUGUUACCAGGUGAUGGACUUGCUGUGUGAGCAAUGUGUGAAGCAACAAGACAUGAACGAGGUUCUGGCCAUGAAGAUGCACUACAUCAGCUGUGUGCUGCAGAAAUGCUUGGCCUUCCUACAAAAACGAGACGACAAGCUGGACGCACUUGUCAAGAGCCUGUUGAAGGGCAGAGACAGUGAUGGCUUCCCACAGUACCAGGAGAAGUUCAUUCGUGACUGCAUCAGGAAGUUUCCUUAUUGUGAGGCCACACUGCUUCAGCAGCUGGUGAGGAGCAUUGCACCAGUAGAGAUUGGCAACGACCCAACAGCGUUCUCUGUGUUGACCCAGGCCCUGACUGGUCAGAUGGCGUUUGUAGAUGCUGACUACUGUGCUACAUGUGGGGAGAAGGGAGCAGACAAGAGGUGCUCCCUCUGUAAAGCAGUGACUUACUGCAGCUUGACAUGCCAAAAGCUCCACUGGUUCACUCAUAAAAGGAUGUGCAUGUCUAUGCAGGAACAGGAUGCUGAUCUGGAGAAAGACACUCCAAGGUUGAAAGAACUGAAAGGUGCUCAUCUUUUAUCUGUGCUCUACAGUUGA